This is a messenger RNA of Balearica regulorum gibbericeps (East African grey crowned-crane), 2576 nucleotides long. NCBI's taxonomy places the organism in Eukaryota, Metazoa, Chordata, Aves, Gruiformes, Gruidae. The record is from RefSeq and is a predicted model, not a curated record.
AUGACUUGUGUGUCUUCUCUUGCAGGAAACACUGCGUUGCAUGACUGUGCAGAAUCUGGAAGUUUGGACAUCAUGAAGAUGCUUCUCAAGUAUUGUGCUAAAAUGGAAAAGGAUGGCUAUGGAAUGACUCCUCUUCUCUCAGCUAGCGUGACAGGCCACACAAAUAUCGUGGACUUUCUGACCCAGCAUGUACAGACCAGUAAGACUGAGCGCAUAAAUGCUCUGGAACUUCUAGGAGCAACAUUUGUGGACAAAAAGAGAGAUCUGCUUGGUGCUUUGAAAUACUGGAAGCGGGCUAUGGAAAUGAGAUACAGUGAUAGGACUAAUAUCUUGAGCAAACCUGUGCCACAAACACUAGUUAUGGCAUAUGAUUAUGCUAAAGAGGUAAACAGCUCAGAAGAGCUAGAAAAUCUUAUAGCAGACCCUGAUGAAAUGAGAAUGCAGGCACUAUUAAUUAGAGAACGCAUUCUUGGCCCUUCUCACCCAGAUACAUCCUACUAUAUUAGAUACAGAGGUGCUGUCUAUGCAGACUCUGGAAACUUCAAGCGUUGCAUCAACUUAUGGAAAUAUGCUUUGGACAUGCAGCAGAGCAAUCUUGAUCCACUGAGCCCUAUGACAGCCAGCAGUUUACUAUCAUUUGCUGAACUUUUCUCCUUCAUGCUGCAGGAUAGGGCAAAAGGCCUGCUAGGUACCACCGUCACAUUUGAUGAUCUCAUGGGUAUACUGUGCAAAAGUGUUCUUGAGAUAGAACGGGCCAUGAAACAAACCCAGUGUCCUCCUGAUCCCGUACAGCUCAACAAAGCCCUUUCCAUCAUUUUGCAUUUAAUUUGCUUGUUGGAGAAAGUACCUGGCAGCUCAGAACAGGAGCAUUUUAAGAAACAGACUAUUUACAAGUUUCUUAAGCUUCAGCCUAGGGGGAAGAAUAACUUCAGUCCACUUCACCUUGCUGUUGACAAUAAUACUACAUGUGUGGGGCGCUACCCAGUUUGUAAAUUCCCCUCUCUACAAGUUACUGCUAUCCUGGUGGAAUGUGGUGCUGAUGUAAAUGUCAGAGACUCUGAUAACAACAGUCCAUUACACAUUGCUGCAUUGAACAACCAUCCAGACAUCAUGAAUCUUCUUAUCAAGUCAGGUUCACACUUUGAUGCCACAAACUCGCAUAAACAAACAGCUAGUGAUUUGCUGGAUGAGAAGGAAAUAGCAAAAAAUUUAAUCCAGCCCAUAAAUCAUACUACAUUGCAGUGUCUUGCUGCUCGUGUAAUAGUGAAGCAUAACAUAAACUACACAGGGCACAUCCCUGCAAAACUAGAGAACUUUGUUUUGCUCCAUAGAUGAUAGCGUGGAGUCCUAGAGUACUGUUAUUGAAGCACGACUUGGUGACGAUAUUUUCAUUGAGCACUGUUGUGAUACACCAGCGUUCCCUUAGCUUGCUCCAUCUUGCUCUCAUUGGCUAAAGUGUUGUUAGCAUCAGAUCUGCAGAGUUGAUUACCCAGUACUUAAUAUGAAUAUGCCAUAUAAUAUAUUUUGUGGAUUAUUUAGAAAUGUAAUGCCAUAUUUAGACUCUUAAAAUUGUCUGCCAAAGGCUUGUCUAUUCUGGUCUUAUUUGCCUGUUGAGUGUUUGGGACUGAGUUGAGUAUUUUCCACUGAUGUCUUUUUACUAUAACUGUUAUGUGGAUUUUAUACAGUUGGAAGGUCAUCCUUUUUUGGUUUUGCUUGAGCAUUUCUGCUCUUACUCUAUUCUUUUUCUAUGGACUCAUUGCUAAACUGUACAAGUUGUAUGGACUUGUUAGCAUUUGCAACUACCAUAAGUGCUUUUAUCUUCUCUAUGCACUGGCUUCAACAUGACUGUUGUGUGUGAGCAUAUUUCUAUGCAGCACUUGGCCAAUUUCAACUUAAAUGCCAAUUUUGUUUUGCAGUUUGUUUGGAGCUCUUUUGAGAAUGCUGUUUUCAUAGCAUGAUGAAUUUUGGAGUUACUUAUCACCUCUCCAAACUCGGGUUUGACUUUUUUGACUGCUGUAACAGAGGUUGCUUUCCUUUUGAUCCUCUGGAAAUUUGUCCUAAAUUUGGGAGAAGAAAAUCUUGCUUUUUCUCAUCAUAGUCCUCUUGAAUGUUAAAUCUGAAAAUUGUUUUAUUGCAUCAUGCAGUUAGGGGAAGAGUCCUCAUUAUGUACAACUGAUACCUUCCCCUUUGCACUAAUGUCUUGCUUGUGCUGGUUAUGUGACUAGAUGUGAAGUUUGCUCAAAGUUUAACCUCAAACUUAAUGAUACACUUUAAUGAGAAAUAGGUCAAAUGUAUGCUGUAGUUUAAAAUUUACAAAUCAACUUUAGGUACAAAAGAAACUAAAGCAUGUUGAUGGCAUGAUGCUUAGCAGUCCGGAUCUAGACAUCAUCUAGUAUAGUAAGUGGCUCUAUGCCAGGGUUUUGGAAGUUCUAUAGCAGUGUCCUUUUUUCUUCAUUUUAAGUAUCUUUAUAAAUACUUGCAUGGGUUUUUCAUCUCUACUAUGUUAGCUGUACUUAACAAAAAGCGGAAGUUCUGUUGUGUAUAUAGCUCCUAAUUAAAGUACCUAUUUUUAUAAU